UGGGCCAACAGGAGAGGGAAGGCAGUGUGGGGGCAGAACAGAAGGGAGAAGCCAGCAGGACAGAUCAGUCUCCCAACACCUGCACCUGGUCCUCAUUCAGUCCCAAACCGAGGUCCCUUUAACGGGUCAGAGGACCAAAACCCCAGACCUCGUCCCGGGGAUGGACACCCGAUUUUUUAACUUUUGGAGACAAGAAAUCAGGAAUCAGAUUUUUUUAAAUGUUACCACCAAAGAAUGUGUUCUGAUUAGUUGUUUAAUCUCAGAGGAAUUUUCAGCUCUUUUGGAUUGAUUGGUUCUUUUCUUUUAAUUUUUCUGCGUAAAAACACGCAGAGAGGAUCCGGCUCCGACGCGCAAAACUCGCUGGGGAGAAUGCGGCGGUAACAUCCCCGCAAGUUUGGGGGCUGUUUUUUUCCGAGACACAGCGGCAGCAGCAGAGCAAACCAAGAACUCAAAGAUUUAGAUCUCUGUGGGCUACCUGCAUGACUGUUACCAUGACAGCACCGGGAGCCCGACUCCUCCUGUUGGCCCUCUGUGUUUACAGAGGCUUGGGCUGGCAGCAGUUUGCACCCCGGGUUCACCUCUCCUUCAAAGAGCUCAUGGACACAAAAGCAGCCCGGCCCUUCAGUUUCUCUUUCAACACCAGCGACUACCGCAUCCUCCUGAUGGAUCAGGAUCAGGGCCGCCUGUACCUGGGCAGCCGGGAGUACCUGGUGGCUCUGGACAUGCACAACGUCAACAAGGAACCGCUGAUAAUCCACUGGCCAGCUUCUGCCAAGAGAAAGGGAGAAUGUCAGAUGACAGGAAAGGGUAAACAGGGCGAGUGUGCCAACUUUGUGCGUUUGAUUGAGCCGUGGAACCGCACCCACCUCUACACCUGCGGAACGGGGGCUUAUCAACCCAUCUGCACAUUUGUCAACCGAGGCUGGAGGGCGGAGGACUACUUGUUUAGGCUGGUUCCUGGGUAUGUGGAUUCAGGAAAGGGAAAAUGUUCCUAUGAUCCCAAACAGGAAAACGUUGCAGUUUUGAUCAAUGAUAACCUGUACGCAGGUGUGCAUAUUGACUUCAUGAGCACAGAUGCGGCUCUGUUUAGGACCAUGGGAGGGAGGCCAGCCAUCAGGACAGAGCAGUAUGACUCCAGGUGGCUGAAUGAGCCUGUGUUUAUUCAGAUCCAGCAGAUCCCUGACAGUGCAGAAAAGAACGACGAUAAACUUUACUUCUUCUUCCGUGAGAAGAGUCUAGAAACCACCAGUGGGGCGAGUCCCACCGUUUUAUCCAGGGUGGGAAGAGUGUGUCUGAAYGAUGAAGGGGGACAGAAAUCCCUGGUGAACCGCUGGACCACGUUCCUGAAGGCCCGUCUCAUCUGCUCCGUGAUCGGAGCCGACGGGAUCGAGACGCCGUUCGACGAACUACGGGAUGUUUUUAUUCAGCCGACACAAGAUGAACGAAACCCCAUGGUGUACGCUCUYUUCACCACAGCCGGCUCUGUGUUCAAGGGCUCAGCAGUGUGUGUGUACUCGAUGGCUGAUAUCCGCAACGUGUUCAACGGACCGUUUGCCCACAAACAUGGCCAUAACUACCAGUGGACAGAAUAUACUGGCAAGAUUCCCUAUCCGCGGCCAGGAACGUGUCCAGGAGGAACCUUUACACCUGGCAUCCGUUCCUCCAAGAACUUCUCAGACGAGGCGGUGAACUUCAUCAGAGCCCAUCCGCUCAUGUUUCACCCGGUUUAUCCAAUCCACCGUCGCCCCCUGGUGGUCAGAACCGGCGUGGACUAUAGGUACACGGCGCUGGUGGUGGAUCAGGUGGACGCUGUGGACGGGCGAUACGAGGUGCUCUUCCUGGGCACAGAUCGAGGCACUGUGCAAAAAGUUAUCGUUUUGCCCAAAGACCCGACAAACAUGGAAGAACUGACCCUGGAGGAGGUGGAGGUUUUUCGGAGCAGAGCUUCGGUCAAAACAAUGAAGAUUUCUUCUAAAAGACAACAGCUGUACGUGUCAUCAGAAGCUGGGCUGACCCAGGUGUCGCUGCACCGCUGUGGCGUUUACGGCAGGGCCUGCUCCGACUGCUGCCUGGCUCGGGACCCUUACUGCGCCUGGGAUGGAGAGAGCUGCUCUGCUUUCACCCCAACAACCAAAAGGAGGAGCAGAAGACAGGACGUUAAACACGGUGAUCCGUUGAGACAAUGCAGAGGCUUUAAUGCAAAGGUGGAGAAACGCCUGAGAGAGACGAUGCAGUUUGGGGUGGAGGGCAGCAGCACCUUCUUGGAGUGUCAGCCUCGCUCCCCCCAAGCAUCGGUCAAGUGGCUCUUCCAGAGGGAGGGAAAGAGGAAAGUGCUGAAUCGUGCUGGAGGAGUCCUGAAGACCAACCACGGCAUCCUCCUGAAAUCCCUCAACCAAUCAGACGCAGGGCUCUACCACUGCCUCGCCACUGAAAACAACUUCAAACACACAGUGGCCCGCGUGGCGCUGCGCAUCCUCAACMGGGACAUUGUUUUAGCCCUCACCGCUCAAGACGAGGACGAGGUGCCGAAAAGUCGCCAGGCAGAGCCUCACCCGCAGUCGCCCCUCACUUCCACGCCCUUCCCACCUGAGAUCAGACUGAUUAACCAGUACUGCCAGUCCUACUGGGAACAGAUCAACCCCAAACAGCAGCAGCAGCAGAGGAAGCGGACCAGCCGCAGGCACACAGAAAGCCAGGACCAAGGCCUUGGUUAGGAGGACAGGACCAACCCAUGUUGAACUUUAUUCUGGACUUUUAGUUUGACACGAGUUUGGGUGUCACUUCCGUUGAUUAGGCAGGUGACGCUGUCGUUCUGUUGUUAAAAUGUUGGUGGUUUUUCCCAGUUGUUGGCUCGGUAAAUCCUUAUGAAACAGUUUACACUACUGAUGACCACUUUCAAAAUCAUCCCAUACAUUUUGAGUUAUAAAAGACAGCUUUAAUAUGAAAAUAAUGUUACUAUGGUUUAAAACAGGCUGCUCGGUGAGACAGUGCAUCACAUUUCACACAAACUUUGAGUUUUUGUAAGAAAACAAGUCMGACUGCCGUGUGAUAGAUCUGCCUCCUACAGUUACACAGGUAUGUUUUCUUUUAUCUAAAASAGAAAUGUAAUAUAUUGAUUGUGAAUAUAAUAAUAAUGGUCAUAUGUUGUUUAGAUUACCCUUUGUAUUGUAUGCUACUAUGAUGAUAUAUUGUAAAUGCAUAUUUUGCAUGCCUAUUGUUGUUUGUUGCGAGAUGUACAUUUCACGAUUGCCCUGUUUCAGAUUCGUUGUGUUCUGCUGUCGAUAGAGUGUAUUGUAUUCUGCUAAGCUAAUUCCAUUGGAUGUUGAUGUAUAAUGAGCUCCUUACUGUCCCGUGCUUUAGUGACCUGCAGUCUGUGAGUAUUGAUGUGUGUAGCGUACAGUGUUCUUCSAGUGAUGCACUUUGUCGGUGGUGGCAUUUUGAGGGAACGUGAGAUCUUUGCACAGAUGUAUGAAAAAAAAUUGGAUAAGAAAAGUUUUUUUUAUGUAUCAUAUGCUAUAAAAAUGGGAAUGAAUCUGG
Molecule: messenger RNA, 3537 nt
Organism: Austrofundulus limnaeus
Lineage: Eukaryota; Metazoa; Chordata; Actinopteri; Cyprinodontiformes; Rivulidae
Gene: sema3gb
Product: sema domain, immunoglobulin domain (Ig), short basic domain, secreted, (semaphorin) 3Gb
Exons: 18
Coding region: 480-2714 (744 amino acids)
Biological process (GO): neural crest cell migration; negative chemotaxis; axon guidance
Cellular component (GO): plasma membrane
Molecular function (GO): chemorepellent activity; semaphorin receptor binding
Source: RefSeq, a predicted model, not a curated record